GGUUUCAGUUUCUGGGGACAGUUUAUACAAACGGACUGACCGGUGCGAGGCAGUCAUUCUGCUUGUAAUCACAGUUUAACGUAAAGUUCACUUUUAUAACUUAGGACAUAACUACAUAAGCAAAAUUCAGAUGAUAUUUUAGACUGUUACACUUGUAGAGGAGGAUACUUGAUGUUGAAGUUAGUUAACGUGUAAAUAUUUGUAUCAAUAUGGCGGCGCAGCUUUUCUCUGUAAACUGACCAGUGUUUUGGAGACGAGUCGCAACAAAGACAAUGUUACUAACAGCUGGUCGCCUGUCCAAAGUGCUGCAGCUCACCCUGGCGGUCAUCAAACCAGAUGCUGUCGCUCAUCCUGUGAUGUUAGAGGCUCUUCACCAGAGAAUCCUGGACAACAACUUUGUCAUUGUUAGAUGCAAAGAUCUGGUGUGGAGAAGACAGGACUCUGAGAGGUUUUACGCUGAACAUUCAGGGCGAUUCUUCUAUCAAAGACUUGUUGAAUUCAUGUCAAGUGGCCCAAUGCGUGCAUAUAUUUUAGCCAGAGAGGAUGCUAUUCAACACUGGAGAGAACUGAUGGGACCUACCAAAGUGUUCAGAGCCAGAUACACCUCCCCUGCCUCCAUCCGGGCGCAGUUUGGACUCACAGACACACGAAACACAACUCAUGGCUCAGAUUCCGUUGAGUCGGCCCAAAGAGAAAUCAAUUUCUUCUUCCCAGACUUCAGUGAGGAGGAGUGGAUGGAGAAGGAAGAGCCGGCGUUCAGAUCAGGACAGAUUCAUUAUGACCAUCAAAAACAGAUCCACACACUCUCAGAGCAAAGCUGACCUCAGAGCUGCUGUUACGUUUACAGAUCAACAGCAGCAUAAGGACUCUGCAAUUAUUUAUCCAUCCAUGUGAAAAUGCAACCUGCCAGAGCUGAUGCUACAUAUUAUAUGUUAUUUAUGUCAGUACAAAGAAAACUGCAUGUUCGUUGUUCACCCAAAUUCCUCAAAGUGCCAUUGUGUCCGUUUCAUGUUUGUGUCAUUAAAACCGACUUUCCUUGAA
Messenger RNA from Thunnus maccoyii (southern bluefin tuna), 1041 nucleotides. RefSeq names its product NME/NM23 nucleoside diphosphate kinase 6 (gene nme6). The record is from RefSeq and is a predicted model, not a curated record. Gene Ontology annotation, biological process: CTP biosynthetic process; GTP biosynthetic process; UTP biosynthetic process. The coding region runs from base 273 to 821 and encodes 182 amino acids. Gene Ontology annotation, molecular function: nucleoside diphosphate kinase activity. The transcript is spliced from 6 exons. NCBI's taxonomy places the organism in Eukaryota, Metazoa, Chordata, Actinopteri, Scombriformes, Scombridae.